AUUUCCGUUUGGGAUUUUGAUUGGAGGCGCGUUUCAACGCGCUCUAGCAUUUUUGCUUUCGUUAAUUUUGGAGAGAUUUUGGAACACUUUGCCAAAAUUUUGUUGCCCUAGCAGCAUAACAAGCAACGGGUGGGUAGGUAUAUUCAUAGAAACGUUUCUAAAAAUAAGCGAAGCAUGAUAUAUUCCAAAGUUUACGUAUUUGCGAAAAAACGAGAAUCGCACCCACUCGACAAGAUCCAAUCCACUUAAUUACAAUUUAAAAAUGUAUUUAGUUUUAUUCCGACGCUAUACUCGAAUCACAAACAUUUUAACUAAAAAUGCGGCUUAUUUCACACGCCACGCGCAGAGAAAGUCCGUUAACAGCAGCGAGAACGACCAUUCCACAACACAGUUGCCACCUAUUGGCGAGUGUUUGUUUCUGUUCCUCAAAAAAGUCAUUUCCGCCAUUCCACCAGAAUUUCCUUCGCAACGUAAAGUUUGGCUAAAAGUUGACACGUUUCGAAAACACGCAAUUAUUAAAAAAAUAUGGUAUUUUCAAUAUUAAGGAACUCUUACGGGUUUGGAUCGAUAAAAGAGGAACCUGCGCUGUGUCGCACAGUUGCGUCACCAAUGCUGCGACAAGGACGCCAUUUUGCAAAACGCAAGUCGGAAAAAGUCUGGCGAGCUGGGUCAAGAAGUCAUUGCAGAUGUGGAAGAACUUUGCCGAUUAUGCAUGGGAAAGGAAGAGGAAUUGAUUUCGAUUUAUAAUAACGACGAGCUUGUACCUCUCACACUUAAAAUUAUGGCUUGUGUUGCGCUCGAGGUUUUUGAAGGGGACGGAUUGCCGGAAAAAAUUUGUCACCCGUGUAAAUUUCAACUCGAAAAAUCAUACCAUUUUCGAAAGAAAUGUGAACAAUCGGAUAUGAAACUGAGGCAGCACCUUAGAGAACUGAGAGAAAAAUUUGGUCACAUAGAAACAGUGAAUAUCGUGUCGGGCGAUAAUGAAACACAAGAAAAUGAAAUGGAAAUUGAUCAAAGCAAAGAAGUGGGUGAGAGCUCUUCAAACCAGGAUAAGGACUUGGCGGUUAGCACGGAAGAAGAUUUACUAGGGAUUACUAAAGUUACUUACAUUCAACGUGAUCCAGAACCUGAAGAUAUUCCAAACAGUAUAACUCUGUCAUCAGAAGUUGAUUUAGAAAAUAAAGAUGCGUGCACAUUAAAAGGCAGUGAAUUGAAAACAGAAAUUGCUUCUGAAGAAGAUGAGCCUGAGGGCAAUGUAUUUAUUAUUGAAGAACCCGAUCCGAGCAUGGAUGAUGCUAGCAUUGACGCCAUCGCUGGAGCUGUGAAGGCCACUUUAGCUUCCCAACCAGGACUCAACUUAAGCGGUCAGCUCCAACUCACUGUAAACCAGCCCAAUGGCAAAUCCACCCAGGUGGAAGUUACCACGGAAGACGGGGACGUCAUUGUUAUGGAAAUCUUGACGGAAGAUCAAACCGAAACUCCGGAACCGCCAAUGCCGACCGAAGAUGUCAGCGAGGACGGAGAAUUGAAGAUAUUUAAAUGUCCCGACUGUCCCAAAUCGUUCUCGCGAAGGAUUCAGUUGAGACGUCACGCUUCGGUUCACAUGCAACAGAAAGGCUUCAGCUGUGGCAUAUGCGAAAAAUGGUUCCCUACACGAUCCGCUUUAAUACGUCACGAACGAAUUCACACUGGUGAGCGACCUUUUCAGUGUGAAGUUUGCACCAAGAGUUUCGCUCAGAAGGAAAUAUUGUUUCGCCACUUGAUGACCCAUACUGGACAGCGUCCAUAUGCUUGUCCGCACUGCCCGAAGGGUUUUAGUCAAAAAGAGCAGUUACGGGUGCAUAUGAAAACACAUAUGGGAAAUAGCCCAUCGGAUAUUCAAUUGCACUAUUGCAGCUUAUGUCCGAAGGUUUUCUGCCACGCCUCUGGGUUAAGUCGUCACCUCGUCACCCAUACUGGUAAAACAUUUAAGUGCAGGGAGUGCGACAAGCCUUUUACCGACAAAAGUUCCUUGAGGAGGCACCUAUUGCAAUCAGGGCAUCAGUCGUAAUUUUUCUCUAUAUUUAUUUUUAGGUUAUCUUAUUGUUUUGUAAAUAUUGCAUUGAAAGUAUAUUAAAAGCAUUAUUGCUGUGAUUUUGUGUAUAUUUAAACGAAUUUUGUACGAAAUUGUUAUUAAAAGUUGGUAACAAAAUGUCCCAGUCUCUUAUUUCCUACCAUCUUUUAAAUAAGAAAUCACAAUUUAAAAAAUAUUCCAGAAAUGAUAAAAACUGCCCUAAAAUCCAUGCUGGAAGUGCAGCACUUAAUCAUAGUUUUGUUUCCAAAUAUUUAACAAAAACAAAUACUUUCUAC
This is a messenger RNA of Cylas formicarius (sweet potato weevil), 2349 nucleotides long. Its product is annotated as zinc finger protein 2-like. Gene Ontology annotation, biological process: regulation of transcription by RNA polymerase II. The transcript has 5 exons. Bases 713 to 2050 code for a protein of 445 amino acids. NCBI's taxonomy places the organism in Eukaryota, Metazoa, Arthropoda, Insecta, Coleoptera, Brentidae. Gene Ontology annotation, cellular component: nucleus. Gene Ontology annotation, molecular function: DNA-binding transcription factor activity; zinc ion binding; RNA polymerase II cis-regulatory region sequence-specific DNA binding. The record is from RefSeq and is a predicted model, not a curated record.